Molecule: messenger RNA, 2772 nt
Organism: Closterium sp. Yama58-4
Lineage: Eukaryota; Viridiplantae; Streptophyta; Zygnematophyceae; Desmidiales; Closteriaceae
Source: the annotation of a GenBank genome assembly
AUGGAAAUGGAGGACGGGGAACCGCCGCGUAUCGCACCUGCUUACACGCCGUGCGCUUUCGAAGGGGAGUCGCCGGGCCCCCGGUGCGGUCACACCCUUACCGCCGUCGCGCCUGUAGGAGAGCCCGGCAGCGCGAACUACAUCGGCCCGCGGCUGAUUUUGUUCGGAGGAGCCACGGCUCUGGAAGGAGGCGCAGGUCCCGCGGCUGGAGCAGCAGCCGGAAUACGUCUGGCCGGAGCCACGGCGGAUGUGCAUUGUUUCGACGUCAACUCGCGAACAUGGAGCAAGCUGUCCCCGGUGGGCGAGCCUCCCUCCCCGCGAGCGGCGCACGCGGCGACGGCGGUGGGAACUAUGGUGGUGAUUCAGGGCGGCAUAGGGCCGGCAGGGCUCGCGACUGACGACCUGCACGUGCUGGACCUCACUCAGGCUCGACCCAAGUGGCACAGAGUGGUGGUGCAAGGAGCGGGCCCUGGGCCUCGAUAUGGCCACGUCAUGGCUCUUGUGGGGCAACGCUUUCUGCUGUCCAUCAGCGGCAACGACGGCAAGCGGCCGCUGUCGGACGUAUGGUCGCUGGACACGGCAGCGAAACCGUACGAGUGGAAGAAGCUGGACCCCGAAGGGGAGGGCCCGCCGCCUUGCAUGUACGCCACUGCCAGCGCCCGGCACGACGGGCUGCUGCUGCUGUGCGGUGGCAGAGACGGCAGCAGCGUGCCUCUACCCGGGGCGUUUGGCUUGGCUCGGCACAGAGACGGGCGGUGGGAGUGGGCGGUGGCGCCUGGUGUGUCACCCUCCGCGCGCUACCAACACGCUGCUGUGUUUGUGGGGCUGCGCCUGCACGUGUCUGGAGGGGCGCUCGGGGGAGGCAGGAUGGUGGAAGACGCCUCCAGUGUGGCCGUCCUGGACACAGCAGCAGGCGUGUGGUGUGACCGCAAGGGCAUGGUAUCGGUCGCCCGCACCGGCCGCUACAGUGCCGAUGCUCCGGGCGGCGACGCGUCCACCGAACUCACCCGCCGCUGCCGCCACGCCGCCGCCUCAGUGAACGAUAUUAUCUUCGUGUACGGCGGGCUGCGGGGCGGCAUUCUCUUGGACGAUCUGCUGAUUGCGGACGACACGCCGCCCGAGCAGCCGACCCUGCCGCCCUCCGCGGCUGCGCCGGCCAAGGAGGCUGUGUCUGGGUCGGCACGCAAGCCGCCCAUGCCGCCCAGAUCGGGCGAGGGGCGGCAGGGCGUGGCGGUGGCUUCAGCUGUUGCUGCUCCGGAUGACAGAGAGGAGGACAUCGGGGCUGAACACGCGAAUGACCACCUGCACGAGGUGGACGAGGAGGCAUCAGAGCAGCUGGCGCGGAUCAACAAGGAGGAGAUGGAGGUGGCCAGGCGAGCUAUGGAGAGGGGCGGCAGUGGCGACCUGACGGGGGACGACAUGGACGAGCGGCGCUACGGCGGCACUCCGCCUCCCCCCACCGCUGCCAGCCUCGCCAGGAGCGCCCUGGACGAUGGGCGCAGUGAGACGCCUGCGUUUAAGAACGUCACUCUGUAUCGCCGCGCUGUGGUGGUGGCGGCAGACCCUGCUGCGGCCGGCAGUCUGGGCGGGCUGGUUCGUCAGCUUUCCAUCGACCAUCUGGAGAACGAGGGGCGGCGCAUCAGCUUCGGGCCGGAGGGCGGUGCUGGGCCGCCCAAGCUGCUCAACCGACAGAUGUCCAUGCAGGGCGUGCAUAAGAAGGUUCUGCAGACGCUGCUGAAGCCGCGGGCAUGGAAGCCUCCCACGAAGCGCCAGUUCUUCCUGGACGUGCAUGGGGUGGUGGAGCUCUGUGAUUUGGCGGAGAAUAUUUUCAAGAAUGAGCCGUCCGUGCUGCAGGUGCGGGCGCCAGUGAAGAUCUUUGGUGACCUGCACGGCCAGUUCGGAGAUCUCAUGCGUCUGUUCGACGAGUACGGCUCACCCUCCACUGCCGGGGACAUCGCGUACAUAGACUAUCUGUUCCUGGGCGACUAUGUGGACAGAGGCGCGCACAGCCUCGAGACAAUCAUCCUGCUGCUCGCACUCAAGAUAGAGCACCCGCGCAACGUGCAUCUGAUCCGUGGCAACCACGAAGCGGCGGACAUCAACGCUCUCUUCGGGUUCCGCAUAGAGUGCAUCGAGCGCAUGGGCGAGCAGGCGGGCAUCUGGGCGUGGCAGCGCAUCAACCAGCUCUUCAACUGGCUGCCGCUGGCGGCGCUGAUAGAGCGGAAAAUCAUCUGCAUGCACGGGGGCAUCGGCCGGUCCAUCCAGCACGUGUCGCAGAUCGAGGAGCUGCAGCGACCCAUCAGCAUGGAGGCGGGGUCAAUGGUGCUCAUGGACCUGCUCUGGUCCGACCCCACGGAGAACGACAGCAUUGAGGGCCUCCGACCCAACGCCCGAGGACCGGGUCUUGUCACAUUUGGGCCCGACCGCGUGAUGGAGUUCUGUCAGAACAACGACCUGCAGCUCAUCAUCCGAGCGCACGAGUGUGUGAUGGACGGCUUUGAGCGCUUCGCUGCCGGCCACCUCAUCACGCUCUUCUCCGCCACCAACUACUGUGGCACGGCCAACAAUGCGGGUGCCAUUCUAGUGCUGGGGAGGGACCUUGUCGUCUUUCCCAAGAUGAUCCACCCGUUGCCGCCCACCGGCAACUCGGGAAGCUCGUCGCCGGAUUACCAGGAUGAAUGGAUGCAGGAACUCAACUCCCAACGACCACCAACACCUACUCGUGGCCGCCCACAGCCAGCCAAUGACCGCAACUCACUAGCCUUCAUUUAA